Etheostoma cragini (Arkansas darter) is the source of this 2859-nucleotide messenger RNA. It is a transcript of the gene ublcp1, whose product is annotated as ubiquitin-like domain containing CTD phosphatase 1. The record is from RefSeq and is a predicted model, not a curated record. The coding region runs from base 297 to 1253 and encodes 318 amino acids. Gene Ontology annotation, cellular component: nucleus. Gene Ontology annotation, biological process: protein dephosphorylation. Gene Ontology annotation, molecular function: protein binding; protein serine/threonine phosphatase activity. Lineage: Eukaryota; Metazoa; Chordata; Actinopteri; Perciformes; Percidae. The transcript has 11 exons.
UAACGCAGCUUUUUUUCUACGUCACUACCGGCAGGAUUCGGGACGCCAGGAAGAACAGUGUGCGCCGCCUGUGUAUGUGCGCCGCUCGAUGAAUGAAACUGAACGGCAAACUUCAUUCAUUCAUUCAACUUCCCGACGAAAUUUGACAGUGUUUGCCUGGCAUUUCAUGCUAGCUUGCUCUACCAAGUGCACCUGUGCGUGUUUGUUACUGUAGCUGUGCACUCGUCUGUGUGCGUGCACACGUGACUCCAGCUGCAGCCGAGUGUGUUUAUGUGUGUGAAGAGUCUGUGUGUGCCAUGUCAGUAUCAGUGAUCAUAAAGUGGGGAGGUCAGGAGUACUCCAUCAGUUCUCUGUCUGAGGAGGACACAGUGAUGGACCUGAAACAGUCCAUUAAGACCUUGACUGGGGUGCUGCCAGAGAGACAGAAACUACUGGGACUCAAGGUCAAAGGUAAACCUGCAGAGGAUGAGGUUAAGCUGGGCUCUCUGAAGCUGAAGCCUAACACUAAGAUCAUGAUGAUGGGUACCAGAGAGGAGAGCCUGGAAGAGGUUCUAGCUCCUCCCCCAGAGAACGAUGACGUGGUCAAUGAUUUUGACAUUGAGGACGAGGUCAUUGAAGUGGAGAACAGAGAGGAGAACCUGGCUAAGAUCGCCCGCAGAGUGAAAGACUACAAGGUGGAGGAGAUGAACCCUCCCAGAGAAGGCAAGGGUCUUCUGGUACUGGAUGUGGACUAUACACUGUUUGAUCACAAGUCGUGUGCAGAAACGGGUCAGGAGCUGAUGAGACCAUACCUUCAUGAGUUUCUGACAUCAGCCUACGAGGACUAUGACAUUGUCAUCUGGUCUGCUACAAGUAUGAAGUGGAUUGAUGCCAAAAUGAAAGAGUUGGGAGUGACAGACAACCCUAACUACAAGAUUACGUUUAUGUUGGACAGUGCAGCAAUGAUCACGGUACAUACCCCUAAGAGAGGGGUUGUGGAGGUGAAGCCCUUGGGUGUGAUAUGGGGGAAGUACGGAGAAUUUUACAACCGGAAGAACACCAUUAUGUUUGACGACAUUGGACGGAAUUUCCUCAUGAACCCACAGAACGGACUAAAGAUCCGACCCUUCAUGAAGGCCCAUCUUAACAGAGAGAAGGACAGGGAGCUCUAUAAACUGGCUCAGUACCUCAAAGAAAUUGCCAAGCUUGAUGACUUCAGUGGACUCAAUCACAAACACUGGGAGAGGUACCUUUCUAAAAGGCAGCACCACUAAGGAAAGACUGCAUCCUCUGCAAAGACUUGGGCUGGACACUACCAUCCCGUCAUCCUGUUCUUUCUCAUACACCACACACACACACACACACACUUGGCUAGUAAAAGCCCUUUAUAACAAACCUUACUACAAUCCUAAACUAACCCUCUAGCCACCAACACUCAAAAGCUCAGGACUGAGAUGGGCUUCCCAGUUUAUAUCUUUGCAUGUUCUCUCCUAAAUCACACAAAGUGUUUGCAUUUAUUACAAUAAUGGCAGUCACCUAACGUUGGUUACCUGUGCGGUAAUCGUAAAAUACACCUGGGUUAAAAAACUGCCCCUAGGUUUUAGGCCGCAUGCCACGAUCACCCACGACCCACAAACAUCUACAAACCUACUUAAGACAGGUGUCUAAAACACAUCUUGAAGCCCACACACUAACAGUACCUGAACAUAUUUGAGAUGUUUUAAACCUGCUUGGUCUUGUAGAUGGGUGGGGAUUUUCACAUUUUCCCAUUAUCGGUAGUUUGUCUUUUACUAAAAGGUAGACAUACUUUGCUCUGAUUUAUCAUGCUAUACCAAGCAAUUAAAAUGUCACCAUGGUUAAGGUCAACAGGUGGUGUCCCUCACUCAAGGAUCUUACCUAUUGCAUAUUCCGUAGCAACUGAGAUGAACAAAAGCCAAUAUGCCUCAUUUUACAUGUAUGAGAAAGACUGAUUGAAAAUCAUUAAAUGUGAAAUUCAACGGGAAAGAAUAACUUCAUAAAAUUUAACAAACGUGGCUUGUACUGCAGUACAUCUGUUAAGUUAAUUCUGCCCAAAUUGUAGUGGAAAAUUGGAAUGGCAGAAUGUGUUGAUAGCAACGGUCAAAGAUAAAUCUAAAUCCUUGAGAAUCAAACUUAUGCCUGCAACCGACAUAAUUUGACAUAUGCAAUAAUCCUCAGAGCUACUGUGACAUUAAGAGCUGUUGAGAUCAAGACUGGUUGGAAGAAAAAAAACUUUCAUCAAAACAAUCAGUGCCAUGUGCAUGUUUUGAUGGAAAAAGUCUGGCCGAGGGGGGGGAAUUCUGUGUGCGUGCGUGUGUGUGUGUGUGUGUGCGCGCGCACACGUAUUUGCCCAGAAAUGUAUUUGUGUUUUCCUGUUCCAUUGUUAUGUAACAGCUUGGUUGCAGGAAGCACUCAGAUAGACGCGAAGGAUUGGUUACAUUUCUUUUCUUUUUUUUAUGCAGAAUUUUGAGUAGUGUAUGUUUUGUUUAGAGCUUUUACUGAACAGUUUAGGUACAUCCAAAUGUUAAUGAACAAAGUGAGGAUGAGGGAUAAUGAUGGGAAUGCAAGAAACUGACAGCACAAAAUGUGCAUUUUCUGUUGUUUUUUUUGUAGCUGCUUUAUUAAUGAAAUGAAUGUGUCUGCACUUAUUGUCAACUUUGAUUUUAAGUUAUAGAUGGAGAGGGGGAAGUAUUGGGAGAAGGUGUGUCCCACCCUAUGAACAAGUAGCACCUGAAGCUCUUGAAAUGUCAGGUUUACAGCUCUUUUGGACAUUCGACUCUUGAUCUGCCUUUUUUGUGUUUUCCUCAUCAUAUCCCUGACGUCCUGGCUGUAAAUAUGACAAUAAACCUUUUUUUGUAUCUA